CCGGCGGAGCGGAGCGGAGCGCAGCGGGGCGGGGGCGCUGCCGCAGCCGCAGCGGGAGCAGCCCGGCCCGGCGCGGCCCGGCGCGGCCCCCGCACAUCCGGGCGCUGCCGCAGGCCCGGCGCGUCCCGUGGCGGCGCGGCCCGGGCGGUCCCGGCCGGCCCGGCCCGUGCUGUGGCGGCGCGGCCCGGCGCGAUGCUGCGCUGCAUGCCGCCGCUCUGGCGCUGCAACCGGCACGUGGAGGCGCUGGACCGGCGGCACUGCUCGCUGCAGGCCGUGCCCGAGGAGAUCUACCGCUACAGCCGCUCGCUCGAGGAGCUGCUGCUGGACGCCAACCAGCUCCGCGAGCUGCCCAAGCCUUUCUUCAGGCUCCUGAACCUGCGCAAGCUGGGCCUGAGCGACAAUGAGAUCCAGAGGCUUCCCCCCGAGGUGGCCAACUUCAUGCAGCUGGUGGAGCUGGACAUCUCCCGCAACGACAUUCCAGAAAUUCCCGAAAGCAUCAAAUUCUGCAAAUCCCUGGAAAUCGCAGACUUCAGUGGGAAUCCUCUCUCCAGGCUGCCUGAGGGCUUCACCCAGCUCCGGAGCCUGGGCCACCUGGCCUUGAACGAUGUGUCCCUGCAGAGCCUCCCCACUGACAUUGGGAAUUUGGCAAACCUGGUGACUUUGGAGCUGCGUGAGAACCUGCUAAAGACUCUCCCCACCUCACUCUCCUUCCUUGUCAAGUUAGAGCAGUUGGAUCUCGGUGGCAAUGACCUGGAAGUGCUGCCGGACACUCUGGGCGCGCUCCCGAACCUGCGCGAGCUGUGGCUGGACCGGAACCAGCUGUCAGCCCUGCCACCGGAGCUGGGCAACCUGCGCCGCCUGGUCUGUCUGGACGUGUCUGAGAACAAGCUGGAGCAGCUGCCCAACGAGGUCAGCGGGCUGGUGGCACUGACGGACCUGCUGCUGUCACAGAACCUGCUGGAACGCAUUCCCGAUGGGAUCGGUCAGCUGAAGCAGCUCUCCAUCCUCAAGGUGGACCAGAACCGGCUGACAGACAUGACCGAGUCCAUUGGGGACUGUGAGAACCUGUCUGAGCUCAUCCUGACUGAGAACAUGCUGACGGCCUUGCCCAAGUCCCUGGGCAAGCUGGCCAAGCUGACGAACCUGAACGUGGACCGGAACCGGCUGACAGCUCUGCCAGCAGAGAUCGGAGGCUGUGCCAACCUCAACGUCCUGUCCCUGCGCGACAACCGGCUGGCCCUGCUGCCCCCCGAGCUGGCCAACACCACCGAGCUGCACGUGCUGGACGUGGCUGGCAACAGGCUGCAGAACUUGCCCUUUGCUUUGACAAAUCUUAAUCUGAAGGCCCUGUGGCUGGCAGAAAACCAGUCCCAGCCCAUGCUGAAAUUCCAGACUGAGGAUGAUGAGAAGACAGGAGAAAAGGUUCUCACUUGCUACCUGCUCCCCCAGCAGCCCUCUCCCAGCCUGGAGAACCUGCUGCAGAACAGCGUGGAUGAGAGCUGGACAGACACCAACUUGAACAGAGUCAGUGUGAUCCAGUUCCUGGAUGAGCCCAAAGGAGAUGAGGACGAGGAGGCUGGAGCUGAGAGACGGGGCCUGCAGCGCAGAGCCACGCCUCACCCCAGCGAGCUGAAGGUGAUGAAGAAGGUGAUUGAGGUGCGGCGCAGCGAGGUGAACGCUGCCAAGGCUGAUGCCAACCCCAGCUCUCCCAACUCAGAGGAGAAGAGGCUGAGUGCCACGUCCAAUCGCAGCGAGGACUCGCACCUGUCCACCAGCACGGCCUCUGUGGACUGCAGGGCAGAGGAGAGAGAGCAGGGCUGGCCCAACGGGCAGCUGCCUGACCUGCACAGGGAGCUGCACAGGGAGGGCAAGCCCAGGGCCCAGGAGGAGCACAAGGAAGCUGCUGACCAGGAGGACGAAGAUGUGGAAGUGGAAUACAAUGAGCCCACCGUGCACUUCGCCGAGGACACGCUGAUCCGCAGUGAGGAUGAGGAUGAGGACGAAGAGCGGCCGUUUCCAGUGGAGAAGCAGAGGCUUAUCCGCAAGGACACGCCCCAUUAUAAGAAACACUUUAAGAUCACUAAACUGCCCAAGCCAGAGGCAGUGGUGGCACUUCUGCAGGGGCUGAACAGUGACGGGGUCCCCAAAGAGGAAGAGGAGUUGGGAGGCUGCAAUAAUAACACAGAGCCCCGGGAUCAGGAGGAAGCAUGGGAGGAGGAUGACAGAAAGAAUGGAGCUCUGUCUGCUCAGCCAUCCGUGAAGGGGGUGUCGUUUGAUCAAGCCAAUAAUCUGCUGAUUGAACCUGCUCGCAUUGAGGAGGAAGAGCUGACGCUGACCAUCGUGCGGCAGACGGGGGGGCUGGGCAUCAGCAUCGCGGGGGGCAAGGGCUCCACGCCCUAUAAGGGGGACGACGAGGGCAUCUUCAUUUCCCGUGUGUCUGAGGAGGGUCCUGCAGCUCGGGCAGGGGUCCGUGUUGGUGACAAGCUCCUGGAGGUGAACGGUGUGUCCCUGCACUGUGCCGAGCACCACGUGGCCGUGGAGGCGCUGCGGGGCUCGGGCAGCUCGGUGUCUAUGACGGUGCUGCGGGAGCGGAUGGUGGAGCCCGAGAACGCCAUCACCGUCACCCCGCUGCGGCCCGAGGACGACUACAGCCCGCGGGAGCGGCGCGGGGGGCUGCGCUUCCCCGAGGGCCCCGAGGCCGCCCCGGCCACCGAGCGCUUCUCCACCUGCCUCAUGCGCAACGAGAAGGGCCUGGGCUUCAGCAUCGCGGGGGGCAAGGGCUCCACUCCUUACCGGGCUGGGGACACGGGCAUCUUCAUCUCCCGGAUCGCAGAGGGUGGGGCAGCCCACCGGGACGGGAUCCUGCGCGUCGGAGACCGAGUCAUCUCGAUCAAUGGGGUAGACAUGACAGAAGCCAGGCAUGAUCAGGCCGUAGCACUGCUUACCGCGGCCUCCCCCACCAUCGUGCUGCUGGUGGAGAGAGAGGGCGCGGAGCAGCCCAGCGAGGGGGGCUCGCCCCGCGCGCGCAUGCACUCCCCCCCGCCGCCCUCCGGCCCCGGGGACAGCCCGCCCGAGGAGACGCCCGCGCCGCCCCGCAACCACCUGUGCAGAGGGAUGGAGGAUCAGUACCCUGUCGAGGAAAUCCACCUGGUGAAAGCAGGUGGUCCCCUGGGCCUCAGCAUCGUCGGAGGCAGUGACCACUCCAGCCAUCCCUUUGGGAUUCAUGAGCCAGGUGUCUUCAUCUCCAAGGUGAUCCCGCGGGGGCUGGCGUCGCGCAGCGGGCUCCGCGUCGGGGACAGGAUUCUGGAGGUGAACGGCAUCGACCUGCGCCACGCCACGCACCAGGAGGCCGUCAAUGCCCUGCUCUCCAACGCCCAGGAGCUCACCAUGCUGGUCCGCAGGGACCCCCCUCCCCCUGGCAUGCAGGAAAUAUGCAUUGAAAAAGCUCCAGGAGAGAAGCUGGGCAUCAGCAUUCGGGGUGGAGCCAAGGGCCAUGCUGGCAAUCCGUUUGAUCCCACGGAUGAAGGCAUCUUCAUCUCCAAGGUGAGCUCCUCGGGGGCUGCUGCCCGGGACGGCCGGCUGCAGGUGGGGAUGAGGAUCCUGGAGGUGAACCACCAGAGCCUGCUGGGCAUGACGCACACCGAGGCCGUGCAGGUGCUGCGCGCCGUGGGCGACGCACUGCUCGUGCUGGUCUGCGACGGCUUCGACCCCAAGGCUGCUGCUGCCAUCGAGAUGUCCCCAGGAAUCAUUGCCAACCCUUUUGCUGCUGGCAUCGGGCGCAAGAACAGCCUGGAGAGCAUCUCCUCCAUCGACCGGGAUUUGAGCCCCGAGGAGCUGGAGAUCCUGCAGAAGGAGAUGGAAAUGGUGAGAGAAGCCACUCAGUGGGAGAGAGAAGAAAUGGAGAAAGUGGAGCGGAUGCGUAGGGAGCGGGAGGCAGCCACGCAGCAGCUUGAGGAGGAAGCAGAGAACGUCCCCAGUGAACCCCUGCGCCUGGACUACCGGACCCUGGCAGCGCUGCCCAGCAGUGGCCUGCAGAGAGGCAACCGUGCUCCUGUUGAGUGCUCUAAGCCCAGCUGCAGCAUGGAGGGUGACUGUGCCCUGCUGUCCCCACCCGCGGCGUGGCACGGCCGGGAGGCGUCCCCGGAGCCGGCAGCGGGCACGGCCGGGCCGCCCCAGCUCCCCGUGCCUCCCCAGCAGCACAUGAGCGGGGCACAGCAGCCCCAGAGAGACCAGCAGGACCCCGAGGGGUGUCCCUUGUCCCAGGAGCAGCUGCCAGAGACGCCAGAGUGUUUGAUCGACUCGCAGCCCAUCCCCUUCAGUGAGAACCCCUUUGUGGUGGCCAACCGCAGGGGCAAGGCCACGGGCACGGCCAGCCUGGGGGGGCCUCCCCUGGGCUAUGGCAGGGGGGGCGUGCUGAAGACCAGCCUGUACUCCAAGGCUCCCGUGGGCGAGUCUGGGACAGGAAAUUCCAGGCGUGAAUCCCCCUAUUCUCCCAGUAAUCCGCAGGCUUCCAUUAACUUCAUUACAUCGCAGGAUGACAGUAAAUCAACCAAGCCUGGCGUCAUUCAGCCUCUCUCCCGCGUGCGACCGAGCGCUGCUGUGGCACACAGGGCCGAGGAGGGGGACAGCCCCAACCCCUUCCAGCAGCCCCAGCCCUGCUUCAGGACCCACAGCUCUCCAAAGCCAUCGCCACCGUCGCCACCCUCCCCUGACGAGGUGCCCAUCAACGUCAAGCAGGCCUACAAGACCUUCGCAGCAGUGCCCCUGUCCCAGCCCCUGCUGGGGACACAGGAAUUGUCUGGUCAGAGCAGCACAGAAAACACCAAACUGGCCUCGGAGGUGGCCGCACACAGCCCUGGGGGACAGCACAGCCCUGAGCAGAGGUCCUUCCGUGAGAGGCAGAAGUAUUUUGAGAUUGAGGUGAAGCAGCAGCACCUGGACAAGCCUCCCAAGCGCGUGUCCCUGGUGGGGGAGGAUGACCUGAAGAAAAUGAAAGAGGAGGAGGCCCGCAAGCUGCAGCAGCAGCGAGCCCUUCUGCUGGAGGAGGAAGCUGAGGAGGAUGAGGAGGGCAGGCAGGUGCCCGAGGCCGUGCAGUCCAGCGUCAUCAUCGAGGGCGUGGAGUACAAGGUGGAGAGGCUGAAUGGAAGGAGCAGCCAGGCUCCAGCAGCUCGGCCCUUGGAGCUCAGUGAGAACAACAGCUCACAGAGGAAUUCCCUGGAGGAGGGCAUGAAGCCUGAGCACAGAACCAACUCCAUGUCAGGGCUGAGCCCCGUGGAUCCCGGCGCUCCCGUGCGCACGGCCAAGGCGGAGCGGCGGCACCAGGAGCGCCUGCGGAUGCAGAGCCCCGAGCUGCUGGCCCAGCAGGACAAGGAGCUGUCCCCAGCUGAACGCCGGGCCCUGGAGGCGGAGAAACGGGCCAUGUGGAGGGCAGCACGAUGCUCAGCUCUUGAAGACAGUGUUAAGCAGUACGAGCAGGACCUGGCCAGGAGGCUGUACCAGUCCCGGCAGUGGGCUCCUGCUCCCGGGGCCAGGCCAGCUCACCUGGCCAGCCCAGUGCAGAGCCACACCUCGAGAAUCCCUGGGUCAGGAGGCCAAUCCAGGAUGAAAUCCCUGGAGCAGGAUGCCCUCAAGGCCCAGAUGGUCAUUGCCAAGUCCAAGGAGGGGAAGAAGCGCAGCACCCUGGAGCAGCUGGCAGAGUCCCCCUCGCCCGCGCCCACGCCGUCACCCACGCCGCUGGAAGAUUGCAGCCCCAGGAACGUCACUUCCCCAGGAAGGCUGUCAAUGUCUGAAAAGAAGUUUGACUACCGGGAAUUUGCUGCUAUUCCUUCCUCCAAACCUGUUUACGAAAUCCAGUCCCCUGAUGCAGCUGAUGACCUCAGAUACGCCGAUGAGCGGAGUAACUCAGUUCCUCGGGAGCAGGACGGGCAGCCAGAGGAGGAGGAGGAGGCACUGGGAGCAGGGGAUCCAGCAGCAGCAGCUCCCUCAGCCCUGGAGGACAUGGCCCUGUACAGCAGCAAGCGGAAGCUCCGGCACAGCCGGCGCAGCCUGGAGACCGCUGUCCCCACAUAGGUGACCCUGGGCACUGGACUGGCCUGGCACAGCCUGGGCACUGGACUGGCCUGGCACAGCCCUCCGGGAGCUCCAGGGACAGCAGCAGGCUGCCCCCCUGCCUACAGACUCUGGAUGGGACUGAGCUCCCCGUGAGCUCUGUGGCCAACUGACUCCUCUGGGGCUGUGAAGCGCCCUCGUCUCUCACCCAACAGUGCACUGGGGCACAUCCCAAAACUGGGACAACACUGGACUGACUGCUGGCAGAUGGCGAGGAAGGGUGGCCAGGACAGUGGGCAGCUUUUUAGCCUGUAAAUAUUGUGUGUGGGGAAGAGUAGGACAGGGAGAAUGUUAGGAGUGUGAGAGUGUGUUGGGCUCCAGCUGUUACUGCCUCAGCUUGGGUUUUGUAGUGGUUAAAAGGAGUUUCUCCUCUGGUGGGAAUCAGGAGGAAGGUCCAACCUGCCUUUACUCCUACUUAAUUUCCAGUCUUUUGCCAAAAAGCAUCUCCUCCCAGCUCCCGCACUGUGUCACCUCACUUCCCUUUGGGAGUGUUUGGGAAUGGGAAGCUUGGAGGCAAAAAGAAGGAAAAAAAAGAGAAAAACCACCAGAAUUCCAGCAAAGUGCCUCCCUCUGCCACUGGCACUCUGUGCUCAAGGAAAACAGAGCCAGCUCUCUGCCACCUGCCUCUGUCCUGGUGGGACACUGCUCCUGCUGGGGCUUUGUGCUGUCCUGGGACAGCUCCCUCCACGGAUGGGCACGGUCCCCCUUUGUCACCACGGCGGGAGCCACUCCAGAGCACACGAGGGGAGGAGUCUCUCCCGUGGCACUGGGGCUGAACUGGUCAGCUGGGGCAGGAAUGGGACGGGGCCGACAGCCAGAGUAGAGGUGUAGGGGUGUGUGACAGCAGUGGGAGCAGGACACAGUGGCAGAGGUGGGAGGUGUGACAGCAGGUACCUUAGUGGGUAGAGUUCAGGAACUGGGGAUGGGUAGAAUGUGGAGUUGCUGGGGUCAGGUUGGGAGUUACAGGAUCCUGCACAUAGAGAUGCUGGUGGGGAGUCCACAGUGCCCACGCUGGCUGUAGGGUGGGGUGGGAUGUCACGGGUGCCUGGUGUGGUGUGGGCUGGCAGGGAGCACCAGGAGCAGGAUGGGGCUGGCCUGUGCCUUGCAAUAACCACACAGUUCCACUUUGCCAGCUCAUUGGCAUCAGGCCCCUUCCCAUGGAGGACAGGGAAAAUGCACGUUUGCCCACACAAGAGGGGAAAAGGAAAAUGAGAGAUGAGUGGGGGUGUGAGCCUUGGUUUCCACACGUGGAACAAGGGCUGUGAGCAAGUUCUGAAUUAUGUGAGCUCUCCAGAUGUGGAGGUCACAGCUGCUGCUCCCAACUCUGCCAUCAGCCUCUGCUGCCACUAGUGAGGGGAAACAACCCUUUUCUUUUUCUUUUUUUAUCACUGCCUCUCGCCGUGAGGAAGGUCCGAGCUCGGCACAACCCCGUUCCCUUCCAUUGGUGCUCUCUGACUCCCCAGUAAGACCAGGGUUGGACCUUGAGCCUCACAGUGGCUGGGCACUGACAGGCACAUCUGCUUGUACAUUUGCUGAAGGACAGAGCUGGAUGCAGUUUCUUGGGUGCAGUUUUUUAGUUGAGCCUCUCCUUUCAUGCCAAAAUCCAGCGGAUCAUUUUAACUGACUCUGUUUUGAUUUUACAGACUUGUGAAGGGGAACUCUGAUAAUCUCACGCUGCAGCUGCAGCUGCCUCCAUCAUCAGCAAUUUGAGCUUUUCCUUUUUAAAUCUAAUUUUAGCAUUUGCUUUUUAACAAGAGCAGUUUUGGAAACAAUCCUGGCUGGGUUUUGGUGACUAACUUGUGAUUCUUCUCUCCUUUCCUGUGCGGUACCUGGUGCCAGGCUCUGGAUUCUCUCCCGUUCUCUCCCACGAGACUCCGAGGGAAAAUUAGCGCAUCAAGACUGUAACUAGUGAAAUUUGUACAACCAAAGAAAUCUAUUUUGUGGUUCAAGGAUAAUAAAGUUUACUUUACAUUUUAGAGCCUUUA
Molecule: messenger RNA, 8093 nt
Organism: Motacilla alba alba
Lineage: Eukaryota; Metazoa; Chordata; Aves; Passeriformes; Motacillidae
Gene: SCRIB
Product: scribble planar cell polarity protein
Exons: 45
Coding region: 193-6069 (1958 amino acids)
Biological process (GO): neurotransmitter receptor transport postsynaptic membrane to endosome; neurotransmitter receptor transport, endosome to postsynaptic membrane
Cellular component (GO): postsynaptic membrane; adherens junction; postsynaptic density
Molecular function (GO): protein binding
Source: RefSeq, a predicted model, not a curated record